AUGUCGUCGGCGGUCGCGUCCGCCGCGUCCUUCCUCGCGCUCGCGUCCGCCUCCCCCGGGAGAUCACGGAGGAGGACGAGGGUGAGCGCGUCGCCACCCCACACCGGGGCUGGCAGGUUGCACUGGCCGCCGUCGCCGCCGCAGCGCACGGCUCGCGACGGAGCAGUGGCCGCGCGCGCCGCCGGGAAGAAGGACGCGGGGAUCGACGACGCCGCGCCCGCGAGGCAGCCCCGCGCACUCCGCGGUGGCGCCGCCACCAAGGUUGCGGAGCGGAGGGAUCCCGUCAAGACGCUCGAUCGCGACGCCGCGGAAGGUGGCGCGCCGUCCCCGCCGGCACCGAGGCAGGAGGACGCCCGUCUGCCGAGCAUGAACGGCAUGCCGGUGAACGGUGAAAACAAAUCUACCGGCGGCGGCGGCGCGACUAAAGACAGCGGGCUGCCCGCACCCGCACGCGCGCCCCAGCCGUCGAGCCAGAACAGAGUACCGGUGAAUGGUGAAAACAAAGCUAACGUCGCCUCGCCGCCGACGAGCAUAGCCGAGGUCGCGGCUCCGGAUCCCGCAGCUACCAUUUCCAUCAGUGACAAGGCGCCAGAGUCCGUUGUCCCAGCCGAGAAGGCGCCGCCGUCGUCCGGCUCAAAUUUCGUGCCCUCGGCUUCUGCUCCCGGGUCUGACACUGUCAGCGACGUGGAACUUGAACUGAAGAAGGGUGCGGUCAUUGUCAAAGAAGCUCCAAACCCAAAGGCUCUUUCGCCGCCUGCAGCACCCGCUGUACAACAAGACCUUUGGGACUUCAAGAAAUACAUUGGUUUCGAGGAGCCCGUGGAGGCCAAGGAUGAUGGCCGGGCUGUUGCAGAUGAUGCGGGCUCCUUCGAACACCACCAGAAUCACGAUUCCGGGCCUUUGGCAGGGGAGAACGUCAUGAACGUGGUCGUCGUGGCUGCUGAAUGUUCUCCCUGGUGCAAAACAGGUGGUCUUGGAGAUGUUGCCGGUGCUUUGCCCAAGGCUUUGGCGAAGAGAGGACAUCGUGUUAUGGUUGUGGUACCAAGGUAUGGGGACUAUGAGGAAGCCUACGAUGUCGGAGUCCGAAAAUACUACAAGGCUGCUGGACAGGAUAUGGAAGUGAAUUAUUUCCAUGCUUAUAUCGAUGGAGUUGAUUUUGUGUUCAUUGACGCUCCUCUCUUCCGACACCGCCAGGAAGACAUUUAUGGGGGCAGCAGACAGGAAAUUAUGAAGCGCAUGAUUUUGUUCUGCAAGGCCGCUGUCGAGGUUCCAUGGCACGUUCCAUGCGGCGGUGUCCCUUAUGGGGAUGGAAAUCUGGUGUUUAUUGCAAAUGAUUGGCACACGGCACUCCUGCCUGUCUAUCUGAAAGCAUAUUACAGGGACCAUGGUUUGAUGCAGUACACUCGGUCCAUUAUGGUGAUACAUAACAUCGCUCACCAGGGCCGUGGCCCAGUAGAUGAGUUCCCGUUCACCGAGUUGCCUGAGCACUACCUGGAACACUUCAGACUGUACGACCCCGUGGGUGGUGAACACGCCAACUACUUCGCCGCCGGCCUGAAGAUGGCGGACCAGGUUGUCGUCGUGAGCCCGGGGUACCUGUGGGAGCUGAAGACGGUGGAGGGCGGCUGGGGGCUUCACGACAUCAUACGGCAGAACGACUGGAAGACCCGCGGCAUCGUGAACGGCAUCGACAACAUGGAGUGGAACCCCGAGGUGGACGUCCACCUCAAGUCGGACGGCUACACCAACUUCUCCCUGGGGACGCUGGACUCCGGCAAGCGGCAGUGCAAGGAGGCCCUGCAGCGGGAGCUGGGCCUGCAGGUCCGCGGCGACGUGCCGCUGCUCGGCUUCAUCGGGCGCCUGGACGGGCAGAAGGGCGUGGAGAUCAUCGCGGACGCGAUGCCCUGGAUCGUGAGCCAGGACGUGCAGCUGGUCAUGCUGGGCACCGGGCGCCACGACCUGGAGGGCAUGCUGCGGCACUUCGAGCGGGAGCACCACGACAAGGUGCGCGGGUGGGUGGGGUUCUCCGUGCGGCUGGCGCACCGGAUCACGGCCGGCGCCGACGCGCUCCUCAUGCCCUCCCGGUUCGAGCCGUGCGGACUGAACCAGCUCUACGCCAUGGCCUACGGCACCGUCCCCGUCGUGCAUGCCGUCGGCGGCCUGAGGGACACCGUGCCGCCGUUCGACCCCUUCAACCACUCCGGGCUCGGGUGGACGUUCGACCGCGCAGAGGCGCAGAAGCUGAUCGAGGCGCUCGGGCACUGCCUCCGCACCUACCGGGACUACAAGGAGAGCUGGAGGGGGCUCCAGGAGCGCGGCAUGUCGCAGGACUUCAGCUGGGAGCAUGCCGCCAAGCUCUACGAGGACGUCCUCGUCAAGGCCAAGUACCAGUGGUGA
This is a messenger RNA of Triticum turgidum subsp. durum (durum wheat), 2397 nucleotides long. The record is from the annotation of a GenBank genome assembly. Lineage: Eukaryota; Viridiplantae; Streptophyta; Magnoliopsida; Poales; Poaceae.